AUGGAUUUCCACAAGCUUCUCUUCUCCAUCGGGGAGGAGCUGGCGGCCGACGACCUGGAGGCCCUCAAGUUCCUCUGCCUGGACUUGAUCCCGCUGAAGAAACAGGAGACCAUCCAGGAUGCCCUGGGCCUUUUCUGGCUGCUCCAGGAGAAGGGGAGGUUGGAGGUGGGAAAACUUUCCUUCUUAAAGGAGCUGCUCUUCCGAAUUCACCGGAUUGACCUGCUGACGACUCACCUGGGGACCAGCCAGGAGGACGUGUCGAGGGAGCUGGAGGAGCCGGGAAGGGCCCAGGUCUCUGCCUACAGGGUCCUACUCUUUACGCUCUCGGAUAACGUAACCAGAGACGAACUGAAGUCGAUCACUUUUCUUUUGAGCAAUGAACUCCCCAAGUCCCGCCUGGACAAUAAGACCCUGAUGGGCAUUUUCAUUGAGAUGGAAAAGAAGGGCAUCCUGGGAGAAAACAACUUGGAUAUUCUGAAGGAAAUCUGUGACAAAAUCGACAAGACCCUGCUGGGGAAAAUUGAUCACUAUGAAGAGAGAAGAGCAGUUCAAGGACUUUCCAGUGGUUUUCAAGAAAUGUCAGAUGCUCGAGGGGAACAAGGAAGCCAACCCCAGAAAAAUGGUGAUUUUUACAAAAUGAACAGCAAUCCUCGGGGAUACUGCUUGAUUAUUAACAACUACAACUUCCAGCAAGCACGUGCAGAGGUUCCCAAGCUGAAGAAAAUGAAAAACAGGGAUGGGACGGACAAAGACGCAGAGGCCCUGAGACAGAUCUUCAAAGCUCUGGCCUUCUUGCCCGUGGUGUUGGAGGACCAGACGGCGAACCAGAUCCUGGAGACACUGCAGAGGUUCCAGCGGAUGGACCACUCGGCCCAAGACUGCUUCGUCUGCUGCAUCCUCUCCCACGGCAACAGGGGCGUCGUCUACGGCACCGACGGCCAGCAGGCCUCCAUCUGCAGCCUGACCUCUUACUUCACGGGCUCCCGCUGCCCGACCCUGGCCGGAAAACCCAAGCUGUUCUUCAUCCAAGCCUGCCAAGGGGAUGCCUACCAUCUGGCCGUCGCCUUGGAGACGGACACGGGGCCGGCCGCGGCCUCUCCCGCCGAGCCGGACGCCGUGUUCCACGAGCGGUGCAUCCCGGACGAGGCGGAUUUCCUGCUGGGCAUGGCCACCGUCAGCAACUGUGUCUCUUACCGGGUCCCCAGCACGGGAACCUGGUACAUUCAGUCUCUGUGCCAUCACCUGAGGAAUCUGUGUCCCCUGGGAGAUGACAUCCUCACCAUCCUGACCAAAGUCAACUUCGAAGUGAGCCAGAAAAUUGACUUGAAUAACCGGGGAAAACAGAUGCCGCAGCCCAUGUUCACCCUGAGGAAAAAGUUGGUCCUCCCCCCUCUCUGACCGGCUCCGACCGCUCUGGGCCCCGGGGCCACCGGGCUCGUCCCCG
Molecule: messenger RNA, 1444 nt
Organism: Tachyglossus aculeatus (Australian echidna)
Lineage: Eukaryota; Metazoa; Chordata; Mammalia; Monotremata; Tachyglossidae
Product: caspase-8-like
Exons: 7
Coding region: 1-1398 (465 amino acids)
Biological process (GO): negative regulation of extrinsic apoptotic signaling pathway via death domain receptors; apoptotic process; proteolysis
Molecular function (GO): protein binding; cysteine-type endopeptidase activity
Source: RefSeq, a predicted model, not a curated record